This is a messenger RNA of Bufo bufo (common toad), 1485 nucleotides long. RefSeq names its product E3 ubiquitin-protein ligase TRIM39-like. The record is from RefSeq and is a predicted model, not a curated record. Lineage: Eukaryota; Metazoa; Chordata; Amphibia; Anura; Bufonidae. The coding region runs from base 1 to 1485 and encodes 494 amino acids. The transcript has a single exon. Gene Ontology annotation, molecular function: protein binding; zinc ion binding.
AUGGCGUCUGCUGAUGUGACAGAAAGUCUCAUCUGCUCCAUCUGUCUGAAUAUCUGUGAGGAUCCUAUAAAGCUGAGAUGUGGACACAACUUCUGCAGGGAAUGUAUUCAGUACCUGCUGGAUACCCUGGAGGGAUCUGGAGAUUGUACCUGUCCGGAGUGCAGAGCCGAGUGUCGAGAACAUCCUGUUCUCCCAAGGAAACAGCUUUUAAUGGAAGAUAAUGGGAUCUUCUGUACCGAAUGCACAUUUUCUCCUCUACCUGCUGUGAUAUCUUGUUUGUACUGUGGAGCUUCUCUAUGUGAUAAUCACUUGCGAGUCCACAGCAAGUCAGAGGAGCACGUCCUCACUAAACUUAACUUGACGUGUUCCACUCACAAGAAAGCCUUCACGUAUUACUGUUCUGAAGAUGCAGCUUGUAUCUGCGUCACAUGCUUGCUUUCUGAAGAACAUCAAGGACACCAGGUGGAGCCACUGACUGACACCUCAGAUGAGAAGAAAGAAAAACUAUAUGUUCUUGAGACACUGGUCAAAAACAAAAAGGCUGCAGAGGAAAAAGUUGAAGACCUACAAAACUAUCUAAGAGGAGCCCAAGAACAUGCAAGUGGAGUGACCGAGAAAGUUGUGGCAUUGUUUAGAGACACUAGAAGAGAGCUGGAUGCCCUAGAACAUAAAAUCCUCAAUGACAUCUCCAACCAGGUGGAGGAGGCCAGAGCUUCAGUCUGCGAUCGACUCCACGAGCUGGAAAUACAGAUAACUGAACUGUCCAGAGAAAUAAGGGACAUGGAGGCGCUAUGCACCAUGACAGAGCCUUUGCCGGUCUUACAAAGAUGGGAGUCUCUCGGGCAUGACAUUGGGGAUGCCCCCAAUCAGGCUUGGAGUGAUGUGGAUGUAGGCCUGAUCUCAGCAACUCUACACACAGCCCUUUCAGAUAUUGUGACCAGGGCGAAAAGGGGUUUCUAUGUCCAGCAGACACCGGAUAUUGUGCUGAACUUGAACACUGCUUCUAAUGAUAUACUUAUUACUACUGACCUUAAAAGUGCAUCUGGGUCACAGUUUAAGCCGAAUUGCCCAAAAUUACCAGAGAGAUUUCAGUAUAACCAAGUUUUAAGCACCAGGAGUUUCCCUUCUGGUAGACAUUUCUUAGAAGUGGAGACUUGUCACACUGGGAAUUGGAGGCUAGGAAUGUCCUACCCCAGCAUUGCCAGGAAAGGCUACCACUCGCUCAUCGGUCAUAGUAACAAGUCGUGGGGUCUGUGCAGAUAUCUGAACCAGUAUUUUGUCAUACAUGACAGGAAGUUCAUUCCUGUUCCCCACAAGCCAUCUUCUCAGAGGUUGGGGAUAUUCCUGGAUUACGAGGCUGGCUACUUGGGAUUUUAUGAGUUGUGUGAUCCCAUAAGGCACCUGUAUACCUACAGCGCCAAGUUCAUUGAAGCUCUUUAUUUUAUACUUGGUGUGUACACGGGAUGGGUAAGAAUUAGGAACUAG